AUGGCAAAUGGUGGUACAAUAAUGAAAGCUCAAGUUCCAUCAUCUGUUAAUCUUGAUCUGUUCAAUGAAUUAUAUACUGAUGGCAGACGUGCAGUUGUUGUUAAAUACCCGAAUGGUGAUCCUUCAACUCAAGGCUUAUAUGCAAAAGAUCCAGAUCCUUCUCGAAAUGGUACAGUGUUUCCUUAUUUCCAACUUGGUUUAGGUGGUGGUGUUUCUGUUUUCAAUCCACCUAGAAACUUUUGGUGUACAGCAUCACCACUGACUGGUAGCAAUUAUGCUGUUCCUCGAGGUUUCACUGUGAAAAAUGGUGCAUUGUCUCAUAUUGGUAAUUGGAGUAAGCCAACGACUGGUUUUGUGCAUGGUUUUCAUUUCGGUUAUUGGGGUAAUUGGGUAUUUGAAAUAGCGUCGAUUAAUAGUACAAAAAACACAAUCAUGUUCGGUCGAGGAGGUUUCCAAAAAGCACGUGGUUCGGGUAGUGGUGGUGCAUUUUAUGUCGCAAACAUUUUUGAAGAGGUCGAUUCACCAAAUGAAUGGUUUUUGGACAAAGAUACGCGUACUCUCUAUUUUAUGCCAAACGAAACAAUGCCUCAAGUUUUUGUUGCCAGUCAAAUUCCAUGUCUCAUUUCUAUUAGCGGCAGUAGCAACGACAAUACUGUUCAUGAGGUGUUGAUUCAAGGUUUAAUACUGACAGAGACAAGUAAUACAUAUAUGAGAGAUUACAUGGUACCAAGUGGUGGUGAUUGGGCUGUUCAUUGGGGUGGUACCAUGUAUUUGACAAAUACGAGAAACGUUACUAUUACACGCAAUUUAUUCACACAAUUGGUUUGCAAUGGCAUCGCUUUCAUUGGUUACAAUGAUGCUACAUCGAUCACUUUAAAUGAAUUCGUAUGGUUAGCCGAUUCAGCGAUUAUUCUUGUUGGCAGCACGAAUGAAAUCGAUGGUUUUAGUAUGACGAGUCAGCCUGUCAAUACACUCAUACAAUCAAAUCUUAUUCAUGAAACGGGUAUCUAUCUCAAACAAUCAUCUCCUGUACUGAUUUCUGUGAGUCGAAGCGUGUCUGUUAUUGGCAAUCGCAUGUUUAAUAUGCCACGAGCGGUUAUCAAUGUGAAUGAUGGUUUCUAUGGCAAUCAUACGCUCAGUUGGAAUGUCAUCUUCAAUACUGUCUGA
Rotaria sp. Silwood1 is the source of this 1167-nucleotide messenger RNA. The record is from the annotation of a GenBank genome assembly. NCBI's taxonomy places the organism in Eukaryota, Metazoa, Rotifera, Eurotatoria, Philodinida, Philodinidae.